AAUGCGGAAGUGUCAUCCAGUCUCUCAUCCAUGGAUUUACUGAGCUGAAUGUUUUCCAGUCUGAACAUCACGAGAAGAACCAAAGAAACAUGGAAACACGUUCUCCUCUGUGUCACCUCUGAUGGGAACCUGAGUCAGAACCUGUGGUAACGCGUUGUUAGAUCAUGAGCUCAGAGCUUCCCCACCCAUCUGCAACUAUGACGACCAUCGUCCAUGAUACUACAGAGGCCUUGUGCCUCUCUACUGAAUACAACCUGUACCUCAAGCCCAUUGCCAAAAUUACAGUCAGUGUGGCACUGCCCCAGCUUAAGCUUCCAGGCAAGAGCAUCUCCAACUGGGAGGUAAUGGAGAGAGUGAAGGCGAUGGUGGCUCCGGAGCAGUUUUCAGCGCUCCGUAUUUCCAAGAGCACCAUGGACUUCAUCCGCUUUGAGGGAGAGGUGGAGAACAAGACGGUGGUCAAGAGCCUGUUAAGCCGUCUGGAUGUGAAGUGCAUCAAACUCAGUGGAUUUACUGAUGUACUGAAGGUUCGCGCAUUGGAGAAUAAGGUCGACUUCCCCACACGUCACGACUGGGAUUCAUUUUUCCGCGACGCCAAGGACAUGAAUGAGACGCUGCCGGGAGAGAGACCUGACACUAUCCACCUGGAGGGGCUUCCUUGCCGCUGGUUCAACCAGAAGGACAGUCAGUUUCCCGACCGGCCCUCUGAAGAGGUCCUCAUUUCUGUCUUCGAGACUUUUGGCAAGGUGCGACAUGUUGACAUCCCGAUGCUGGACCCAUACAGAGAGGAAAUGCUGGACAAGAACUUCAAUACAUUCAGCUUUGGGGGUCAUCUGAACUUCAUGGCUUACGUCCAGUACCAGGAAUAUUGCGGCUUCACCAAGGCCAUGGACACUCUGCGCGGCAUGAAGCUGAUGCUCAAAGGAGACGAUGGAAAGGCAGUGGCUUGUAACAUCAAGGUGACCUUCGACACCAGCAAGCACCUGAGUGAGUUAGCUCUGAAGAGGAGAAGCCUGGAGAGGAUGAAGCUACAGGAGCUGGAGCGGCAGAGAGAGGAGCAGAAACGACGGGAGAAGGAAGAGGAGGAGCGUCGUAAGGAGGAGGAGAGGAAACACAAGGAGCAGGAAGAAGAGGAGAAGGAGAAGAGGAAGGAGGAGAGGCUGCGGAAGCGAGAGCAGAAGCUUCGGGAGAAGGAGCAGAAGCGGAACCUGAAGCGGAUGAGGCGUCAGCAGGAGGAGGAGCAGAAGAAGCUGCAGAUGAAGAUUGCGAUGGAGGAGAGGAGGCUCCUGCUGGCUCAGCGCAACCUGGAAUCUAUACGGCUUAUUGCUGAGUUGCUGGCCAAGGCCAAGGCCCUGAAGCAGCAGCAGCAGGAGAAAGAGAGGGCUGAACGCGAGGAACAGGAAAGGCAGGAGCAGGCUCAGCAGAAGGAGGAAUUAGCCCGACUUCAGAAGCUGGAAGCGUGCAGACGCAAGCAAGAGGAUGAGCUUCGAAGGGUGGAGGUGGAGAAGCAGCGAGCACUGGAGCUCCAGCGUCGAGAGAAGGAGCUAAGGGAGAAACUGCUUUGCAACAUGUUGAAGAAGAGCAAUGACAGAACCACUAAACCUCCAGGCACGCAGGACCAGGCCGACCCUGUACCGACAGAGGAGGUCUCUGCUCCUGGCGGCACUGAUGUCAUGUUGGGGGCUCUGGAGCGGGUGAACGGAGGAAAGGCAGCUGAGAGCAAAGAGAAACAUGUGUCCAAAUCAAAUGUGCACGCCCAUGUUUUAGGGAAAAACAGAGCAAUGCGGGAGAAGAGAGGAGCGCAGGACAAGAAGAAGAAGGGCCGGGAGGGAAAGAAGAAGAAGGAGGAGUUGGCGAGGAGCAGGAACGGCAGGGAGCGAGCGAGGGACCAGGACCAGGACAACUCCCACAGAGAGAGGAGUUCCCGUAGCGGGGAGAGGAGGAGGAGGCGCUCCCACAGCAAUAGCAGAAGGAGGAGAAGCUCCAGUCGCCACAGGAGGAGCUCCAGUCGCCAAAAGAGGAGCUACAGUCACCACGGCAGUAGGAAGCGCAGCCAUAGCAGCAGGAGCACAAGCUCGAGUGGAGACAGGAGCAGGAGCAGUAGUGGGAGGAGUUACAGCAAGGGGAGGAGCCACAGACACAGUCACCGUAGAAACAGCCGAGCCGGCUCAAGGGGCAGCAACACAAGUAAAGACGGGAGGAGUCACAGUCAUAACAGUCGAAGAUACAGGAGACACAGCAACAGUAGAGACAGGAGCCAUUCCAGACGACGCUAAACUCAGCGGCGUCGUCUGUGUCUUUGAUAUUUUUAGAUAUUUUUGGUCCGUAAGUUAAGCAAUGUGGUUCUGCACCAGAUAGCGAAAGGACAAAUUCGAUAAGUCAAAGAGAAUCAUGUAUGUAUACCAUAUACAAUGGGGCGCAGAAAUGUUCGGCCACUUGGAAGACUUUCGGGCCCCAUUGUAUGUGAAAGGCAUGGAAGAUGCAAGUCAGUCUACGUAGCUGCUUUUAUUGUUUUAGUAAUUUUUUUCUCCACAUUUCAUGUUGUUGCAGACCAUUUAAUUUGUUCAGAUAUUCAGAAUUUAAACGUCAGGUUAGUUAGUUGUUUCUGAAACACUUUUUAUCUUCAUGUCCGAAUAGCCAUCAAACCAUGCAGUUGUCCAAAAAGGGAAAAAAAAGGUGUCUGUGGCCCUCACAGGACAAUUCAACAUGACCAAUCAUUUUACUUGGACCGAAUGAAAUGAUUGGCUGGAGAACCUCUGCGUCACAAACCAACCUGCAUGCCUGUACCAUGACCGCACUCUUCAGCCGGAGAGACGUACACCACUGGAGCAGAGAGUCACAGAAAAGUUAGCUUCUAGCAUUUGUCCGGCAGUUGCAUGUUCAUAUGUUUAUGGGGCACCGCUUUGAUGAGCAGGUCGAUCGGGGGGGUGGAUGUAUCGGUUGCAUUUUUCUUCUCUUACUACUUUUUCCAGGAUAAACCAACCUGAGGUUUAAUUACAUAAAAAAGCCAGUUUUACUUUCUGGUUUCAUGAGAAUGUUGCUCUUCGCGGAGUGUGAAAGUUUUUGUGUUAUUCAUCAGUCAUUUGUUGUGAAGUACACGAAAACUCAACUCUUAAAAUUCGGUUCAGAUUUAGUGAUCCUCCAUACACACCAAUAACCUUUUUAUAUCUCCAGUUUUGUGCAUGUAUAACUUAGCUAGAGAGUUUCUUGAAGACAGAAUGAAGCACCUGAUCUGCCAUUGGUGUGGAAGACUUAACUGAAGGACACUGAUGAAUAGCAGCUUCUUAAUUACAAGUGUGACGGUUCCAACAGGCUGAAAGACUCGUACCUCUGUGAUGAAGUCAACUGAUCUACUGAUGUUAUUGCGACGCGUUCAGCUGUUUUCGGCUUCAGUAGUGGCGAUGUUGCUGUUGAGCAGCUCGACAAAAACACACAACUACAACCCUGGACAGUAUUUUUUUGAUGAUCACGUGAUUUCAAUUAAAAAAAGACUGAUUUUCUCAGUUUUGUUUUUAAUUUGUAAAUGUUUGUAAGAGUUUAUUUGAAAGGAAAGAGUGAGGAGUCUGUCUGAAAUCCCUCCCUAUUUAACAUAUUGUGCUCCACCCCCUAUUGCCCUCUGACAUUUUGAGUGUCCACAUUAUGUGUGGGUAAGGCUACAUCCACAUUACUCGGCCCUAGCUUUAAAACAUCACUCUUGCCACUUUGGGGCUGCGUUGUAGUCUGGACGCACAAAAAUGGAGACAACGCUGUUUUUGCGUGAAUGGUCACGUGUUCGUACGGACAGGGAUCAUUUUAGUUUUAAAAGCCUGUUUUUAAAAGGAAACAUCAUUAUGCCAGUAGCCUACAUGUAUCCUCUAAAAGUAGUGAACGGUUGAGUGUCCAUUAUGAGGAGGGAAUUUCAGACACAGCUUUUAAUUUUUAUCUUAAUAAUUAACCUGACUCAGGAAGCAGUGCACUCCCUCUUUCCUUGGUCAAAUAUCUUUAAUGCAAGUGCUCCAUUUGACUUUUUCUUUUGUUUUUUUAAGGUUCAGAACAAAGUUUUUUUUAAUUUAAUUUUGUUUUAGAAAACCAGCCUCUGGGAUUCAGGUCAAACCAGCUCAGUACAAAUGAGAUGUUAGGAUGUAACUCCUGCUCUCAUGCUCACGUUCUAAUACUGGAUACGGUUCUUUAGCUCUAGUCGCUGUACAGACUUUUCUUGAAACUGGAUUUGAGGCCGGGAGAAGUCAGUCUCACUUUUAUUACAUUACAUUACGAGAAGUCAGUCUCACUUUUGAUGACAUUUGUACUUUGACAUAGUGACUUGUGAUAGAAAAGCCCAAUUGUUCUGUGUAUAUGCUCAUGAGCCACUACAGAAUGUCUUGCAUACAUGUGGUUAUAAUAAAAAAUCCAACCUGA
This is a messenger RNA of Hippoglossus stenolepis (Pacific halibut), 4392 nucleotides long. It is a transcript of the gene akap17a, whose product is annotated as A kinase (PRKA) anchor protein 17A. The transcript is spliced from 8 exons. The coding region runs from base 165 to 2273 and encodes 702 amino acids. NCBI's taxonomy places the organism in Eukaryota, Metazoa, Chordata, Actinopteri, Pleuronectiformes, Pleuronectidae. Gene Ontology annotation, molecular function: nucleic acid binding. The record is from RefSeq and is a predicted model, not a curated record.